Molecule: messenger RNA, 847 nt
Organism: Mercenaria mercenaria
Lineage: Eukaryota; Metazoa; Mollusca; Bivalvia; Venerida; Veneridae
Exons: 2
Coding region: 120-467 (115 amino acids)
Source: RefSeq, a predicted model, not a curated record
CUGGUUCUACUGUGGAGUGCUGCUUUUUUCACCUGUCUCAAGCCCACUGGCGAAAGAUCGCUGAUCUUGGUCUUCGUGGUAGCUAUAUAGAGGACGAGAAUCUUGCCUUAUCAUUAAGGAUGUUCACAGCAUUGGCAUUUGUACCCGUGGACAGAGUUUAUGACGUAUUUGCGCAGCUAUGUGAGUACGUGCCACAGAUAGUCCAGCAGUUCAUUCCAUACAUGGAGGACACCUACAUAGGAUCAUGGCGAUUCCAGAGUAAAACAAAACCUGAUGGUCACAUGGUGUUUAAGCGUCAGUGGAGAGAUCCAAUGUAUCCACCGCACUUAUGGAAUGUGUACAAGCGCACUCUUGAAGGUGAACCCAGGACCAACAACCAGUUGGAGGGAUGGCACCGUCGCUUCAAGACAAUUGUAGAUAAAAAUCACCCAAACAUCUACCUCUAUCAAACAGUGAUUUUCUCUUAAAUAAAAAAUCUUUUUGUGUGAUAUAUUAUUUCUUCAAACAACAAACCUUUUCUGAUCGGGAUAGAAAUUUUUGAUCGAUGCAUCUUGCUAUAAACCAAUCGAAUAUAUAAAAUGAUGGACAAAAGGACAGCAUUUGGCAAACAUUCAAUAGACGGUCUUUGGUAUUUCUAUUUUUCACAGUUUUUUCAUUUUUUCACGAACAGAAUAAAUCUGUUAUCAAUAAUAAAGAAUUCUUUCUGUUCCGCUGGAGUUAUAGAGUUUAGCCAGCAUUGUUUAUAAAUGUUGAUCUGAAAGCUUACACACUCUGGAACUUUUAAGCAGUAUUCCAUGCAAGCUUCCACUGUAGUUUCAGUUAAGCGGCCGAUAUCAUGAAAGCUGAU